AUGAAGCUGCCUUUCAGGAUUGCCCUGUUGGUUCUGCUCCUCCUGGGGCUAAUCUGCGCAAAGGAUAACCCCACCAAGACGCCCACGAGAGACAAGUACAGAAAUAAAUUUCGUAAACAUCACAAGAUACCCACCUUGAGUGAUGACCAGGAUCGAAAUUUCCUGCAAAUGAAGUCUGCACACAUUUACAACCCUUCCUUAGCGUACAGAGAUCUAUUCGACAACAACUCAAUGGGAACGUCUACCAUUUACUACAACCGUCUGAUGUGGGGGGCCGUCAUCUUCCUCUUCAUGUUUAUAAUGGUGAGCAGCAUAGGGGUGUUUCUGUACGUGAAUAAUUUGGAGAACAGCCCGACGAAGAAGAGGAAUGUGAAGAACGCCACGAACUACUAUGUGGUCAAUCCGACCGUGCCCUACGUUUAG
This is a messenger RNA of Plasmodium coatneyi, 423 nucleotides long. RefSeq lists its product as uncharacterized. The coding region runs from base 1 to 423 and encodes 140 amino acids. The record is from RefSeq and is a predicted model, not a curated record. Lineage: Eukaryota; Apicomplexa; Aconoidasida; Haemosporida; Plasmodiidae. The transcript is spliced from 2 exons.